Messenger RNA from Galendromus occidentalis (western predatory mite), 1596 nucleotides. Its product is annotated as glomulin. Gene Ontology annotation, molecular function: ubiquitin-protein transferase inhibitor activity. The record is from RefSeq and is a predicted model, not a curated record. NCBI's taxonomy places the organism in Eukaryota, Metazoa, Arthropoda, Arachnida, Mesostigmata, Phytoseiidae. Gene Ontology annotation, cellular component: cytoplasm.
AUGGCGGCCGAAGAUCGCGAAGCGGAAUUGAUCCAGCUGGUCAGCGACCGCAAGUUCGCGAUGGUCCUAGAUCAGCUACGAUCACUGCCGUCUGAAGAAAUCCCGCUCCUAGGCUGGGUCAUUCUGCCCCUGGUGAUCUCCACUAGCGAUCGAAUCCAUAGCGAGGAUGACAGGUGUCCAGAUGAGGAGUCUUUCGAUAAGUUGAUAGACGAGAUCAUUUCGGUUUUGCACGGAGCAUCGACGCCCAAGGAAUUGUUGUUGAUGUACAUGGAGAGUUUACAUUCCGUGGGAACGGCAUACGUAUUCGAUGUCGUAAUGGAAAACAUCGCGGACUGCCUCGAGAAACGAAGCCCGUACUCGAGAGCCUCUCUGCUUUGGGUAUUGGAUGUCGCGAGUGGAACUUUCGAUUCCUUGCAAGCGCCAAACGAUACGAACUUCGCAAACGCGGAGGAGCGGAAGCUUAUGGACGUUGACGAGGACGUUCGCGCGAUCACCGAUCGGUACAGGACUGUCCUGAGUUUCUUGAAGAGACAAUUCUCAUUCAUGAGCGAAAGAGAUCAGCUCCACUUCAAUGCGAAAGAGCGACUUCAGAUGGCAUCUCACCUGGCGCGCGCCUUGGGAACUACUCUCGGCCUUCUGGAUCUCACACCUUGUGAUAGGGGGAAAUCGGAUAGUGAGCAACACGUACAUGCAAUGAAGCUGCUUGGAUUCAUAGAAAAAUUCAACGACCCCGUCUUCGUACUCGAGCUCGCUCACUGCCGACGACCCGCCUCCUCCGGCGCAGAGCUCAGUCUGAGCUCAUCGAGCGCCGGAGUGCUGGCUUACAUGAUUUUCUUUGAAAAAAGUUUUCCCCGGGUUUAUUCGCCAGGAUACUUAGCCGACUUGCUCUUGCCGCUAGUGCUGGAAUUACUGAGUUCACCGAGGUCGCUGCUCGUGUUGAAGGGUCUGGAUCUGAUGGAAGAGGCUCUCGUUUAUGUUGACUGCAUCGGCAGAUCCCACCCCUUGUAUUCUGUCUCUUUGAGGGUCUUGAGCCAGCUCUUCCAGAACAUGACGGCCUGCCCUCUGGAUGAAGCCCGAAGGAGGGCUCUGCUAUUAUGGAACCAGCUUUAUAAGAAGUGCCAUCCCGACAUUCAAUCGAAAUUGCUUGACUCUUUGUUCAGGAAUUGCGAUAAUCCCUCAGUGCGCGGUUUCCUCUUGGACACGUGGAGAAAGCUCUUGAUUGGUAAUGAUCAAGUCAAUGCAUCGGAAAUCGUGCAGAAACUCGUCUUCUUACCGGAGGGAGAGACCACUGAUUUGCUAGAGCACAGUGAAUAUCUCUUGGCGAGCUUGAAUUUGCUCAGGCAUUUAUUCUUGAAUCGGAUGUUGAAAAAAUUGCCCACGCUCGGAACGUACCUGGCAAGUUUCAAGAAGGGUCUACAAAUUUCGCGAGCCCACUACGAGUUGAAAUUGAAGAGUGAGAAAACUGAUGAGAUCAGAUCCUUGAUGCCGAACGUGCCAGAAGAAAUGGAGACGGAAGUUUUGGAGCGAGCUCUGAUCAGGUUUGACCUCAUGGAGAGUCUGCUCGGAAUGGUGCAAUCUUCAUAUGACACUGUUUGA